CGAACCAAAAGCGCCGGCAUCUCAAACCCGACGGCGCUCUCUUCUCUAUCCUCUGUCCCCUCCACCAAAACCGACGGCGACGUCGCUCUCCUCCACCGGUGCUUGGAGCUCUCCCUCCACCAGCGGCGGUCCACGGACGCUCGGCGAGCUCCACCGGCGGGCGCUGGUCAGAUCCGCUUGGCAGUCAUCCACCUGGCACAUCGGGUAGCUCACGCCUCCGUUGGCAGUCCCACCGCCGCCUGGCCCUCCCCCAGUGCCCCCGGUGAUCCGGACCGCACCCGCUUGCUCGGCCUAACGACCGGCUCCUGCCCCGCCGCAGCCGAAGCUCCCAGCGUCCUCCUGCAGGCCGAGCUGAAGGUUCAGCGCGCCGGUGGAGUUCGACGACGAAACUCCGUCACGUCAUACCUCUCCGCCUCCCGUCUUCCAGACGUCUCCAAUCGGGGCUCCCAGCGUCUCGGAGAAGAGGAGCAGCACGGCACGGCGGCUGUGGCGAGGAAGGCUCCUGUCCCAUCCCAACCCAGUUAGCAGCCGCCCAAGGAGGAGGAGAUCCAAUCGGCGUGCGGGCGUCCGCGGUCCAUCCAUCGAUCCAAUUCCAAUCUGCAGAAGAAGGGAUCAAGGAACAGCGACCAGAGAAAGGCUGCGUCUGCUGCUGCUCCUACGGCUGCUGAUGCUACGAACAAGAGGCCCAGGAUCAAUCCUGGAUCCGCCACUGGGCGGCAGGAGGGAGGCCAUAGAGCGGGAGCUGAAGAAGCUUCGGGCAGAGCGGGAGGAGCUCGACGGCCGGAUACGGCUGCUGGAAUCGCAGCUCGAGGCAGGGCCUGCGGGAUUCAACGGUGCGGCAGCGGGGAAAGGAGUAGGGGAUGAUGCGUGCGGCGGGAGUGGAGCGUGCCAGAGCCGCGUGGGUAACGGGUUUGCUCCGGACGGUAGCCUCCCGGCGGAUAUGAUCUACCGGUACAGCCGCCACCUCCUUCUCCCGGACUUCGGGGUCGAAGGCCAGCGGAAGCUGUCACAGUCGUCGAUUUUAGUUGUUGGAGCUGGAGGUUUGGGCUCUCCCCUGGCAUUGUAUCUAGCAGCUUGUGGUGUCGGUUGCUUGGGCAUUGUGGAUGGUGAUGAUGUUGAAUUGAAUAAUCUUCAUCGACAGAUAAUUCAUAAAGAAGCAUAUGUUGGACAAUCUAAAGUGAAGUCAGCAGCUGAUGCUUGCCUCAGGAUUAAUUCCUCUAUCAAGGUAGUAGAGCAUCACCAUACUCUGAAGCCAUGCAAUGCUUUGGAGAUUGCACGGAAAUAUGAUAUAGUUGUUGAUGCAACUGACAACCUUCCUACUAGGUAUAUGAUCAGCGAUUGCUGUGUUUUGCUGAACAAGCCACUUGUAUCUGGUGCGGCAUUAGGCUUAGAAGGGCAGUUGACUGUUUAUCAUCAUAAUGGAAGCCCAUGCUAUCGGUGCCUCUUUCCAACUCCACCACCUGUGGCAGCCUGCCAGAGAUGCUCAGACAGUGGUGUCCUUGGGGUUGUUCCGGGAGUGAUUGGUUGCUUACAAGCUCUGGAGGCUAUAAAGGUUGCAACUGGUGUUGGUGAGCCCCUAUGUGGAAGAAUGCUACUAUUUGAUGCACUCUCUGCUCGUAUUAGAGUUGUUAAACUUCGUGGAAGCUCUCCAGAUUGCACCCAUUGUGGCGAAAACUCCGUUUUCACAGAAGAAGACUUUCAGAAGUUUGACUAUGAGAGCUUCACACAGUCACCAAUGUCUGAUAAGGCAGCAGCAAGCGUGAACGUACUCCCAGAGAGCGCGCGUAUCACUUGCAGAGAGUACAAGAAACUGGCCGACGAUGGUGAACCUCAUCUACUGCUGGACGUACGACCUGCGCAUCACUUCCAGAUAGCUUCGAUCUCUCCGUCCCACAACAUCCCGCUCUCCAUGCUGGAAGAGAAGCUGCCCGCGCUCGAAGCCUCGCUGAAGGAAGCAGGGGAGGGGUCAGCCUUGGUUGUCCUGUGUAGGAGAGGCAAUGACUCUCAGAGAGCCGUCCAGCUUCUCCGCGAGAAGGGAUUCGCCAACGCGAAGGAUAUCAUCGGUGGGCUGCAGGCGUGGGGACAAGACGUCGAUCCUGAUUUCCCUGUGUACUAGCGAGAUGGAAAUGGAUGCACUACCUUGUAACAGUUUGGAUGCCGCUAGAACGAGAACUCUGAUACUAUGAUUUGAGUACUAAUUUUGCCAUACCGUGUACUUGCAAAAACAAAUAUACAACUGGUAUGGACACGGUAUUGUGAUGAAUAAUGCCAUGGACAAAAUAAAAUUUGAGUGAUAUUUUUUUGCAGGUUUAAAUUUUUA
Messenger RNA from Zea mays, 2320 nucleotides. Its product is annotated as adenylyltransferase and sulfurtransferase MOCS3 2. Bases 668 to 2116 code for a protein of 482 amino acids. Gene Ontology annotation, cellular component: cytosol; cytoplasm. The record is from RefSeq and is a predicted model, not a curated record. The transcript is spliced from 13 exons. Gene Ontology annotation, molecular function: adenylyltransferase activity; thiosulfate-cyanide sulfurtransferase activity; URM1 activating enzyme activity. Gene Ontology annotation, biological process: tRNA wobble position uridine thiolation. NCBI's taxonomy places the organism in Eukaryota, Viridiplantae, Streptophyta, Magnoliopsida, Poales, Poaceae.